Molecule: messenger RNA, 2294 nt
Organism: Aethina tumida (small hive beetle)
Lineage: Eukaryota; Metazoa; Arthropoda; Insecta; Coleoptera; Nitidulidae
Gene: jdp
Product: J domain-containing protein
Exons: 4
Coding region: 514-1038 (174 amino acids)
Cellular component (GO): cytoplasm
Source: RefSeq, a predicted model, not a curated record
AUGUUUCAAUUAGGAAUCAAAUCGAGUAUCUGAAUUAGUCCUGUGCGUUAAUUCGAGAGAUAAAUCCGGGAACGAACGAUUAAUAAAAUCCAUGUAACUAGGAAAACGAUCAUUGAUUCUGUGACACAUAACGUUCGAAACUGUGCGCAAGUACAAACUUUAAACCAGUGAUACUUAAUUACCGGACCGGUUACGAUCACAAAUCCAGCGGAAUUUGUUGAUUCCGACGCAACAAUAACUUUCACUUCGCCGUUCUGUUCCGUCGACGGGGAAACCUUGCCCGAAAUUACGGUUUGAGGGCCGACGGAUUACGUGGCCGCGUACCCGAUCUGUGUGCGGUCACUGGUUUCGAACGCAAAACUGGAUCGCAGGAUUUCCCGACUGAUUUUCCCCGAGUCCUAGACUUUCCAGAGUGUUUUACGACGUCGUACGUGCGCUACCGUCCGAUCCGUUCACUCGUUCGCUCAUUCACUUUGGGGUCGUGUCGUGGUAAUUGAAAAAAAAAAAAAAAAAAUGAGUGGUGUCGACGAUAUCAUCAGCUACAAGCGCAAACCCGAGGAGGAUUAUUACGGGAUUCUGGGAUGCGACGAGCAUUCGUCGAUCGAGCAGAUCACGGCCGAAUACAAGGUACGCGCGUUGCAGUACCAUCCGGACAAGAACGACGGCGACAAGGAAGCCGAACAGAAGUUUCAACAGUUGAAAGAGGCCAAAGAAAUACUAUGCGAUCCAGAGAAAAAGGCUAACUACGAUAAGUGGAGGAACAGUGGAAUAGCCAUGAGCUACAAACAAUGGGUAGGAAUGAAGGAACAUGUCCAACAGUCUAUGCACUGGACAACACCGAAAACCAAGGACCGCAUGUUGGAGUCUGGCGGCAACUCCGGCCCGUCCAGCUUGGGCGCCAGCGGCGUCUCAGCCGCCCACCGCCGGGCGUCCGAGGGCGGCGCCAACCUGCACUGGGGCGGACGCGGAGCCGGCUCGGCCUGGGGAUCGGACGCACCCAGCGAGGUUGUCAAUAAGUUCAGAAAUUACGAAAUCUAAACAGAUCGCUAUCAUCUCGAUGUUGAGUGUUUGUAUUUAUGUGGUUCCCCCGUUUUUAGUUCGUUUUUUAGUCGGUGCUUGGAAUAACCGAUCGGUUUUGUCGGACAAUGAUUGUAAUUCAGUACAGUGUGUCGCAGGCUAUAUUAUUUAUUAUCAUUUUUUAAUUCACAAGGCCUAGAAUCUCACAGUGAUCGCACGGCCAAAUGCAAAAUUUUUAUUGGAUAUUCCAAGCACACACACCUGUUUCUUUUUGGUAUGUGAGACGUUCCUUCCGAAUUUUAUUGUAAUGACCACCUAUGGUAUUGCAAAUUGCAAUGACAUAUCAAAAUUUCAAUUUUUGGAACUAACGACUUAGUGUCCUCACUAAUUUACGUAAAUUAUAACAAAAGACAAUCUAUCUUUCUUAUUAUUUUAACAAAUGAAUAUAUUUUCAUAUAUCUAACAUUCUAUUUAUACAUUUAAAAAUGUGAUAUUAGUUCAUUAAUGGUUUAUUGGCUACAUUAAUCAGCUGAAGUGUAUUUCAGGAAGUGCAUGUUUCACUUUUGUGUGGUUGUGAAUUGAUUUUCAGAACCUUUUGAAUAAUUAAUUGGUACCAGAAUUGAUUGAUUGUCGAGACGUGCAACUCCACAACUAUACUUUCACAGCUGACGUGUAAGUUUAAGCAAUUGUCUUAAUAAAUUUGUAUUUACAAUUCAAAAAUUUGCAUUUUACAGGGUAUUACAAUUUUUAAGUAUUGUGUUGGAAUUUAUGUUUGUUCACGAGAAGUCUGAGCAGUUAUCAUUCCUAGGUUUGCAUUCUGUAAAUAUAUUAUUAUAUGCUAUUGCAACUUAGCAAAAUAAUUAACUUUUAGACCUUAAAUCCAUCUGAACACUGAUGGAUUUUAGAUCUCUUCAUCCCUGGAUAAUAUAUGUAUCUAACUGUAUGUUCAGAUAUUGAAAUGACCAAACCUUCAUAGCACGGUUACCCUUUCUUGCCUGAUAUGUUGUAUGCUGCCCCUGUAGCUGAAGAUUUUAACAAUGUUGAAUCGGAUGAAUGUUAAAAUUCUUAAAAUUUUCGGUUUGGGUGCAAAUUUUGUAGACUCCUUGUUUUCGCAUUAACUGUCCUACCAGGGUAAAUGCACAAGUCCACUACCCUAUACACACAUAUUUUGAUAUAUGUUAUAUAAAUGUAUUAUACAAUAAUUUUACCUACUGUUAUAACUACAUGAAUAUACAUAUUUAUAAAUGUUUGAAGAUAAUAAAUCUAUAUGUUAUACA